GCCACCAGUCGUCGCGCAGCGAACACACAGGCAGGAGUAGUAGCAGUAGAAGUAGUUCUAAUGGUGAGAGAAAGUUCAACGGAAGACACCGCCGACGCAUCAUCCGUGCACGCCAUCGCUCAGAUAACGAUGCCAGCACGAGCGGCCGCGGGCCGCCGGCGCGGAAGAGCGAGGCCCUGGAGCCGCCGCGGCAAACACUCGUGUAA
This is a messenger RNA of Rangifer tarandus platyrhynchus (Svalbard reindeer), 206 nucleotides long. NCBI's taxonomy places the organism in Eukaryota, Metazoa, Chordata, Mammalia, Artiodactyla, Cervidae. The record is from the annotation of a GenBank genome assembly.